This is a messenger RNA of Conger conger (European conger), 2140 nucleotides long. Its product is annotated as T-complex protein 1 subunit delta-like. The coding region runs from base 157 to 1761 and encodes 534 amino acids. Gene Ontology annotation, biological process: protein folding. The transcript has 13 exons. The record is from RefSeq and is a predicted model, not a curated record. Gene Ontology annotation, cellular component: chaperonin-containing T-complex. Lineage: Eukaryota; Metazoa; Chordata; Actinopteri; Anguilliformes; Congridae. Gene Ontology annotation, molecular function: ATP hydrolysis activity; ATP binding; ATP-dependent protein folding chaperone.
CUACUUGUACGCACUUUUACCAGAAGGUGGGACGGGAAAGGGGGCUGGUGAGAUCAGUAAUCGCCUGGCGUGCAACGGUGAACACAGCAAACUUCAUUCCACUUAGACUCCUAUUACAUUAAUCUUUCUAACUAGCGGUAAUAGUAUCUGUGAAUAAUGUCGAACCUCUUAGCAGCAGCAAAACCGCCAGGUGGGAGAAAUGGAAGUGUAUACAAGGAUCGGGACAAACCGGCCCAGGUUCGUUUCAGCAACAUUUCUGCAGCGAAAGCUGUUGCCGACGCUAUCAGAACCAGUCUCGGGCCAAAAGGCAUGGACAAAAUGAUACAAGACGGGAAAGGUGAUGUCACCAUUACCAACGACGGAGCCACCAUCCUCAAGCAGAUGCAGGUCUUGCACCCGGCUGCUAAAAUGCUGGUGGAACUGGCCAAAGCUCAAGACAUCGAGGCUGGGGAUGGCACCACCUCUGUGGUGGUGAUCGCUGGUGCUCUCCUGGAUGCCUGCUCCAGACUGCUUCAGAAAGGUAUUCACCCCACCACCAUCUCCGAGUCCUUCCAGAAGGCAGCGGAGAAGGGGGUGGAGGUGCUGACCGGCAUGAGCCAGCCAGUGGACCUGGGCGACAGACAGACCCUGCUCAACAGUGCCACCACCGCCCUCAGCUCCAAGGUGGUGUCCCAGUACUCCAGCCUGCUGGCCCCCAUGAGCGUGGACGCCAUCAUGAAGGUCAUCGACCCCGCCACGGCCACCGGCGUGGACCUCCGGGACGUCCGCAUCGUCAGGAAGCUCGGAGGGACCAUCGACGACUGCGAGUUGGUGGAUGGGCUGGUGCUGACGCAGAGGGUCGUGAACUCGGCCGUGUCUCGGGUGGAGAAGGCCAAGAUCGGCCUCAUCCAGUUCUGCCUGUCUCCGCCAAAGACGGACAUGGACAACCAGAUCGUGGUGUCGGACUACGUGCAGAUGGACCGGGUGCUGCGGGAGGAGCGGGCGUACAUCCUGGGCAUGGUCAAGCAGAUCAAGAAGGCCGGCUGCAACGUGCUGCUGAUCCAGAAAUCCAUCCUCAGAGAUGCCCUGAGCGACCUGGCCCUGCACUUCUUGAACAAGAUGAAGAUUAUGAUCAUCAAGGAUAUUGAGCGGGAAGACAUUGAAUUCAUCUGCAAGACCAUCGGCACCAAGCCCAUCGCCCACAUUGACCAGUUCACCCCCGAGAUGCUGGGGACUGCGGAGUUAGCCGAGGAAGUGAGCUUGGAUGGAUCUGGAAAGUUGGUCAAGGUGACAGGCUGUGCCACCCCUGGCAGGACUGUGACUAUCGUGGUGCGCGGGUCCAACAAGCUGGUGAUCGAGGAGGCUGAGCGCUCCAUACACGAUGCCCUCUGUGUCAUCCGCUGUCUGGUGAAGAAAAGAGCCCUGAUUGCAGGCGGCGGUGCCCCUGAGAUCGAGCUGGCGGUGCGCUUGGCGGAGUACGCGCGUGCUCUGGGAGGUGUGGAGGCGUACUGCGUGCGCGGCUUCGCCGACGCGUUGGAGGUGGUGCCCUCUACGCUGGCGGAGAACGGCGGCCUGAACCCCAUCUGCACCCUCACCGAGCUCCGCAACCGGCACGCCCAGGGCGAGAAGACCGCCGGCAUCAACGUCCGCAAGGGAGGAAUCUCCAACAUCCUGGAGGAACUGGUGGUGCAGCCUCUGCUGGUGUCCGUCAGUGCCCUGACCCUGGCCACCGAGACCGUGCGGAGCAUCCUCAAGAUCGACGAUGUGGUGAACACUCGAUAAGGAAUGCCGGUGAUGAGGACCUCCAAGGGCAUCCUGGGAUUGAUCUUGUUGGACCAAGUACUGAGAUGCCGUUUAGUUACGGCGUUCUGUGUUCAGUGUUCAGAAGGAACUGAAAUGUUUGCCCUUGUUUGCUGCAGCCUUUGUAUGUUUCUAGUUCCGUUUGCACUAGCCGUGUGUUACUGGUUCCGUUUGCACUGCUGGCUAUCACUGUUGUGAAUUUCUUUUGCUUUUUUCUUAACAAGACAUGGCUUUAAGGUCUUGAUUUAAAAAAGCAACAGGAGGUCAGUUUAAGGUUGGAAUCAAUUCUAUUUGUGUCUGGUUGGUGGGAUUGCACUCUCGUUGAUGAAAGCAGUCAUUUAAUAAAUUGAAUGAUUAAGAA